Acanthamoeba castellanii str. Neff is the source of this 330-nucleotide messenger RNA. Its product is annotated as mixed lineage kinase (MLTK) related protein. The transcript has a single exon. Gene Ontology annotation, biological process: protein phosphorylation. The coding region runs from base 1 to 330 and encodes 109 amino acids. The record is from RefSeq and is a predicted model, not a curated record. Lineage: Eukaryota; Discosea; Longamoebia; Acanthamoebidae. Gene Ontology annotation, molecular function: ATP binding; protein kinase activity.
AUGACCCGCUGCGGCACGCCGUGCUGGACGGCGCCAGAGGUGAUCCGCGGCGAGAAGUACGACGAGCGGGCCGACGUCUAUUCGUUCGGUGUGAUCAUGUGGGAGGUUGUGACCCGCAAGGAGCCCUUCGCCGGGCGCAACUUCAUGGGCGUGUCGCUGGACGUGCUCGAGGGCCGCCGCCCGGCCAUCCCCGGCGACUGCCCGGCUGACUUCCGCAAGGUCAUGAAGCGCUGCUGGCACGCGUCGGCCGACAAGCGACCCAGCAUGGACGACGUACUCACCUUUUUGGCCAAGCACCUCGACGCCGAUGACGCCGGCACCAUGCUCUAA